This is a messenger RNA of Odocoileus virginianus texanus, 526 nucleotides long. NCBI's taxonomy places the organism in Eukaryota, Metazoa, Chordata, Mammalia, Artiodactyla, Cervidae. The record is from RefSeq and is a predicted model, not a curated record.
GCCGCCGCCGCCACUUUGUCGAGUCGCCGCCGCCACUGGGGAGAUGGAGGGGCCGGGACUGGGCUCGCAGUGCAGGAAUCACAGCCAUGGCCCCUACCCUCCAGGAUUUGGUCGACAUGGAGUCUGUGCGCAUGAAAACAAAGAACUUGCCAAGGCGAGAGAAGCUCUUCCUCUUAUAGAGGAUUCUAGUAACUGUGACAUUGUAAAAGCUACUCAAUACGGCAUUUUUGAGCGAUGUAAAGAGUUGGUAGAAGCAGGAUAUGAUGUCAGGCAACCAGACAAAGAAAAUGUGUCUCUUCUUCACUGGGCUGCCAUUAAUAACAGGCUGGAUCUUGUAAAGUUUUAUAUUUCAAAAGGCGCUGUGGUAGAUCAGUUGGGUGGAGAUUUAAAUUCAACUCCUCUUCAUUGGGCCAUCAGACAAGGGCAUUUGCCUAUGGUCAUAUUAUUACUGCAGUAUGGUGCAGACCCCGCUCUCAUUGAUGGAGAGGGAUUCUGUGGCAUCCACCUGGCUGUGUUAUUNGUAUAA